Messenger RNA from Metarhizium album ARSEF 1941, 1137 nucleotides. Its product is annotated as protein phosphatases PP1 regulatory subunit sds22. Lineage: Eukaryota; Fungi; Ascomycota; Sordariomycetes; Hypocreales; Clavicipitaceae. Bases 1 to 1137 code for a protein of 378 amino acids. Gene Ontology annotation, molecular function: protein binding. The transcript is spliced from 3 exons. The record is from RefSeq and is a predicted model, not a curated record.
AUGUCAUCUGCUGCAGACAACGAGACGGACCAAUCCCACCACCAUAUUGACAUUCAAGAUGACCGGGUAGCGCCGCGCGAAGAAGGAGAUGCAAUUUCAGGCAUGAGAAAUAGCAAAGGAUGGGACGGAAAGCUCCGUGUCCCCAAGGCCGCGCUGCUGUCGAACCCUGAGGCACUCUCCGAUCCCGAGUAUUCCGACGACGGCAACGUCCUACGCGGAGAAGAGAUUAGAGCUGACGAAGAUCUACUUGAAAGCGAGAGCUCCGACAGCGAAGAAAUCAUAUGCUCUCAUUCCCGUAUCGGAUCCAUAUCAUCCCUUCGACUGGAUCGUUUUAAAAACGUCGCUCGCAUAUGCCUUCGGCAAAAUAGUAUACAAGAAAUCGAGGGUCUGGCCCCCCUCGCAGCCACACUGAAAGACCUGGACCUCUAUGACAAUCUGAUUUCGCAUAUGCAUGGCAUGGAUGAACUCACAAAUCUCGUCUGCCUGGACUUGAGCUUCAACAAGAUCAAGCACAUCAAGAACAUCAGCCACAUGAUUGAGCUCAAGGAACUUUUCCUCGUCGCCAACAAGAUCAGCAGAAUCGAAGGACUCGAUACGUUGCAGAAUCUCACAUCUCUAGAGCUUGGAUCAAACCGCAUUCGUGAGCUAAGAAAUCUGGAUAAUCUUCAAAGCUUAGGGGAGCUUUGGGUGGCUAAAAAUAAAAUCACGGAGCUCACUGGGCUGGGCGGAUUAUCAAACCUUCGUCUUCUCAGUAUUCAAUCGAACAGAAUCAGGGACUUAUCGCCACUUAGAGAGGUCCCGCAGCUGGAGGAGCUCUACAUUGCACACAACGCGUUAGAGUCGUUAGAGGGCAUCGAGGAAAACACCAAUUUGACAACCCUAGACAUAUCCAACAACCAAAUCCGCAGUCUCAAGGGUCUGGAGGGGCUCACUAGGCUUGAAGAAGUAUGGGCAAGCUACAACCAAAUCGAGGAUUUUGUGGAAGUAGAAAAGAUGUUGAGGGACAAGGAGAACUUGACCACUGUCUACUUUGAAGGAAAUCCCGUUCAGCUGCGGGGACCAGCCCUAUACAGAAACAAGAUCCGAUUAGCUUUGCCGCAAGUCAGCCAGAUUGAUGCCACCUUUGUCCGAGUAUAA